AUGUCCGCCCCAAGAGAAGCCAAGAAGAGAACCACCAGAAGAAAGAAGGACCCAAAUGCCCCAAAGAGAGCGUUGUCUGCGUACAUGUUCUUCGCUAACGAGAACAGAGAUAUCGUCCGCGCCGAGAACCCCGGUGUAACGUUCGGGCAGGUGGGCCGUCUACUGGGUGACAAGUGGAAGGCGCUCACCGACGAGGAGAAGCAGCCUUACGAGGCCAAGCACGCGGCCGACAAGAAGAGAUACGAGUCCGAGAAGGAGCUCUACAACGCCACCAAGGCGUGA
Lachancea thermotolerans CBS 6340 is the source of this 282-nucleotide messenger RNA. RefSeq names its product high-mobility group nucleosome-binding protein (gene NHP6B). Bases 1 to 282 code for a protein of 93 amino acids. The record is from RefSeq and is a predicted model, not a curated record. The transcript has a single exon. NCBI's taxonomy places the organism in Eukaryota, Fungi, Ascomycota, Saccharomycetes, Saccharomycetales, Saccharomycetaceae.